Molecule: messenger RNA, 2134 nt
Organism: Gopherus flavomarginatus (Mexican gopher tortoise)
Lineage: Eukaryota; Metazoa; Chordata; Testudines; Testudinidae
Gene: NAB2
Product: NGFI-A binding protein 2
Exons: 6
Coding region: 179-1552 (457 amino acids)
Biological process (GO): negative regulation of DNA-templated transcription
Cellular component (GO): nucleus
Molecular function (GO): transcription coregulator activity; transcription factor binding
Source: RefSeq, a predicted model, not a curated record
UCUUACCACACACUAGCCGGUGACCUUCCCUCUCCCAAGGGCUGGGUUGGGGACCCCAACUCUCCCGGCCGUGUCGAGCUCUGGCUGGUGGCUGGGUCUCCAGUCAUCUCCCCCUCCCUCCCCAUGCCCUGCCCUGGCACUGACGCCCCCUCUUCCUCCCACAGGCCUGCCCCUCGCCAUGGCCCUGCCCCGCACCCUGGGCGAGCUGCAGCUGUACCGGGUGCUGCAGCGGGCCAACCUGCUCUCCUACUACGAGACCUUCAUCCAGCAGGGCGGGGACGACGUGCAGCAGCUGUGUGAGGCGGGCGAGGAAGAGUUCCUGGAGAUCAUGGCGCUGGUCGGCAUGGCCACCAAGCCCCUGCACGUCCGGCGCCUCCAGAAGGCCCUGCGGGAGUGGGCCGCCAACCCUGGCCUCUUCAGCCAGCCCAUGGCCUCCCUGCCCGUCAGCAGCAUCCCCCUCUUCAAGAUCUCCGAGAGCGGCGGGCGCAAGUCGCUCAGCAACGGGCACGCCAGCCCUGGCGAGGCCCCGGGCAAGGCCACGCCGCCCGCCUGCAGCCCCUCGGAGCCGGGGGAGAAGCUCUCCCCCCUGCCCACCCCCCAGUGGCCAGGGCGGAGCACCCCGGAGUCGGAGGGGGGCGGCGCAGAGGAGGACGGGGGGCCGCCCCCCUUCUCGCCAGGGGCAGGCGGGGAUCCGGCCCCGGAGCAGCUGGACCCGGAGCUGGCGAGGACGGUGGCGGAGAGCGUGGAGCGGCUCCUGCAGAGCUGCCCGCGGGGGGGCGAGCCCGGGCUGCGCACCCUGAUGAAACUCAACAAGAAGCUGGCCAAGGCGGUGGGGCACAUCUUCCAGCUGGACGACGGGGACCGGCGCAAGGAGGAGGAGAUCCGGCGGCACAGCGCCAUCUACGGGCGGGGCGAGGCCCGGCGCCGCGACGGCAAGCCGCUCACGCUGCACGAGCUCACCAUCAACGAGGCGGCCGCGCAGUUCUGCCUGCGCGACCACACUCUGCUGCUGCGCCGGGUGGAGCUGUUCUCCCUGUCGCGCCAGGUGGCCCGGGAAAGCACCUACCUGUCCUCGCUCAAGGGAGCCAGGUCGCAUCCGGACGAGAGCGGAGCCGUGCAGCCCAAAAAGCUGAAGCAGGAGGUGGGUGAGCAGAGCCGCCCUGAGCCCCUGCAGCUGCCGGGGGGGUCGGAGUCCUACGCCCCCCCGUACAGAGCCAGCCUGGAGGAGGACACGGCCAGCCUGUCGGGAGAGAGCCUGGAUGGGCAUCUGCAGGCCGUCAGCUCCUGCCCCCGCCUCACGCCGCCCCCCAGCACCGCCCCCGACCUGCCCCUCAGCCUCCCCCCCCACGGGCUCUGGAGCCGCCACAUCCUGCAGCAGACGCUGAUGGACGAGGGGCUGCGCCUGGCCCGGCUGGUGUCCCACGAGCGUGUCGGGCGCCUCAGCCCCUGCCUGCCAGAGUUCGAGGACGGGCUGGCAGAGGGGGCCCCCCCAGCCCAGGCCGAGUCCCACCGGAGCAGUGUCAAGGUGGAGCAGGAGACCAGCCGGCAGUGAGCUGCCGAAGCCCCCCGGGUUGGGGGGUGGGGCCCACGGCAGCUCCCCCGUCUCCACUAACAAGCAAUAACCACAGGACUGGAAGGCCCCCCCAUGAUCUCUCCUGGAGCUGGAGCCCCCCCCCUCUCCGUGUGCUCCCCAGAGAGCCAGGCCCAGGGGCACCGGGAGGCUGGGCAGCAAGCAGGCCAUGCCCAGGGCACAGGGACAGUGCCAGCAGGGAGGGCACAGCGCCGUGAAUGUAACCGGCUGGGCAGAGUCCGACUGCCCCCCCUCCAGAACCCACCCUGGCCCCCUGCACUCGCAGCUGGCUGCUCUAGCCCCAGGUCUCCCCCCAGCUGGGGUGAUAGGAAGUGUAACUCUUCAGUUCCAGGAGGUUUUAAGGGGGGGUGACAUUCAUUUCCCCCCGGAGAGACAGGGAGAAGAAAGGAGCUGGGGGGGGGAACCCCAGGAAGAGGGAAGGGCUCUUGCAGGCAAAGCACAAGAAUGGGGGGGCUGAAAGGGCCUGGGAGGGCUGAAGGGGCCAGGGGGUGAUCCCGGGGGGCCUAGGAGAAGGAUUCUGAGUUCAGAGGGUCUGGCCCAGCC